GCCGGCGGCUCCGGGCCCCGCAGGGCGCGUCUCGCGGAGAGGGUCCGGCCUUCACCGGCCCUGAGCGGCCGCGGCUGCUCGGGCCGCUGCUCCUCCCCGAGCUAGGACUGCUGGAGGGCUGGCCUGGCCUGGCCGCGCCGCCCCCCGCCCCGGGCCUCAGGUGAUGUGGCCACGGUGGUUUAACUUUCGCACUUAAGGCUCUCCGUGGAGUCCUCGGGGCGCGACCGGAGACGGGGUGGAAUUACACCGGGUCUGGAAACGUGAGCCAGGGCGAUGAAAAGAAAUGAAGAAUUGAUAACUAAAAAUCACAAUCAAGAAGACAUAAGUAUUCUGCGUUGUUGGAAAUGUAGAAAAUGUAUAGCAAGUUCUGGUUGUUUAAUGAGAUAUCUUGAGAAUCAAGUGAUUACGGAUAGACAUGAUUCAGCUGAUGAUCAAAAUAUUUGUCAUGUGUGGCACAUGGAUAUAGAAGCUCUUCCAGAAUGGAUAAACCACCUAAUACAAAAAGCCCAGUGGACAGUUGGAAAACUGAAUUGCCCUUUCUGUGGGGCCCGUUUAGGGGGCUUUAAUUUUGUCAGCACUCCAAAAUGUUCCUGUGGCCAGCUUGCAGCUGUACAUCUCUCUAAGAGCCGGACCGAUUAUCAGCCAACACAGGCAGGCCGACUAAUGAGACCAUCGCUGAAAUACUUGUCACAUCCUAGAGUUCAGUCAGGUUGUGACAAGGAAACUCUGCUGACAGGUGGCACCUCCAAAAACAGAAAUCACAGGCUUUUAAAUAUGGCCCAAAAUAAUAAUGGCCCUGGAAGAUUAACAGAAGCACUCUGCCUGGAGGUACGGUCAACAUAUUUUCAGAUGAAGAAUGAAAAACUGCUCUUCAAAGCAUCAGAUCCAAAAUACCAGCUUUUUGUUCCUCAGCUUGUGACGGGCAGAUGCACUACAAGAGCUUUUCAUAGGAAAUCACAUAGUUUGGAUCUGAACAUCCGUGAGAAACUGACAUUAUUACCCACUUUAUAUAAAAUACAUAGUAAGACUGCUGCCUGUCCCGGGAUAAAUGAAACACAGCCUAUUCACCUUUCAGGCUUGCCUUUAGAAUCUAGUAAAAAUAACUGUUCCUUUCAGAUUUCAUCCAAUUUUGAUCCUAAUAUGCUGCUGCAAAGAUUUUCAGUGACUCCCCGUGAGACCCAGACACAAAGAGGAGGAGAAUUUCAGUGUGGUCUAGAAGCUUCCGCAGUGUACACUGACCAUGCUAGUUCUAACAACCUGACUUUCCUGAUGGACCUGCCCUCAGCUGGUCGGAACAUGAUAGAGGCCUCGGACCAGGAAGAACACCUCUCUCCACUGGACUUCCUGCGCUCGGGCACUUUCUCAUUGGGUGCCAUUAAUCAGAGGCUCAAUAAAAGAGAAAGGGGCAAGUUGAAAAAUCUGAGAAGGAAACAACGAAGGCAUGAAAGAUGGCUACAGAAGCAGACUUUGAAUAAUGAGAUGAGUACAGAUGAUGACAAUGAAUAUGCAGAAGAAAAGGAAAGUUACAUCUGUGCAGUAUGUCUGGAUGUUUAUUUCAACCCAUACAUGUGUUACCCUUGCCACCACAUCUUCUGUGAGCCCUGCUUACGGACUCUUGCCAAAGACAAUCCUGCAAGCACUCCCUGCCCGUUGUGCCGGACAAUUAUUUCCAGAGUCUUUUUCCAGACAGAACUGAACAAUGCCACAAAAACAUUCUUUACUAAAGAGUAUUUGAAAAUAAAACAAAGCUUUCAGAAAUCCAGCUCUGCAAAAUGGCCGCUCCCAAGCUGCAGGAAAGCCUUCCAUCUUUUUGGAGGUUUCCACAGACGUGCAGCCCCAGUUACAAGGAGGCAGUUCCCACAUGGUGCACAUAGAAUGGAUUAUCUGCACUUUGAGGAUGACAGCCGCGGAUGGUGGUUUGACAUGGAUAUGGUGAUCAUCUAUAUUUAUUCAGUGAACUGGGUCAUUGGAUUCAUUGUUUUUUGCUUUCUUUGCUAUUUUUUCUUUCCAUUUUAGGAAUUUUCAUACUUUACUACAGUUGAACAAUCACAAAUGAUGUAGAUAACAAUUAAACAUUUUUAAAAUGAGAUUUUAUAAUGUUGCAUUGUAUAAAUUGUUGGUGUUUAUAGAAAGUCUGAGAACAGUGGACUUAUUUAUUAAUGUUUUUCAUGUAACAAACUAAGGUUUAUUCAGGAACUUGUCUGUCUAGCACUUAGCAGUGAUGCACUAUUGAUUUCCUAGUUCCUCUUGGUUUAGGAUUUAUGGGCUCUAAUUUUACAAUACCAGUUUUAUACUUAAUUGUAAAGACUGAGGUUUCCCCUCCUUGUAAAAAUACAAAACAAAAUUAUAAUCUGGGUAGAUAGUAUCUUUAUUGACAAAAUAUUUAGCCAAUCACCACUUAUUCUUAGGCAAAUUAUGUGCAUUAAAGAUAAGUUAUAUUUCCUGGGAACUAAUCUAGCAGGGUAUACUCAGUUUUGGUGUCCAAUGAUCUCUGCUUAUUUCCGUUCUGUUAUCAGGAAAGCUGGCUGUUUUUUUACAUAGACCUAAUAACAGCUAGCAUUAGUACAACAUGUUUUAUUAUUACAAGAACAGAAUAGUAAAUGCAAAAAAUCUGAGACUGAUCCCCACCAAUAGAAAGAGCAAUGUAUUAACUCUCCGAAUUGCAGGAUUACUCAUUGGAGGAUAUAAAAAAUUUACCAAUUUUCAGUAGUCUAAAAGAGCAGUGCAUGUCCAAAAUGUAUCUAAUUUAGUAAUUUAACGCAGAGAUUGUCAAAUAUACUGUAAAUGUGCAAUAAAGAGUGGCUUUUAAAUUUUU
Messenger RNA from Felis catus (domestic cat), 2815 nucleotides. It is a transcript of the gene RNF180, whose product is annotated as ring finger protein 180. The transcript has 7 exons. The record is from RefSeq and is a predicted model, not a curated record. The coding region runs from base 274 to 2016 and encodes 580 amino acids. Gene Ontology annotation, cellular component: endoplasmic reticulum membrane. Gene Ontology annotation, biological process: norepinephrine metabolic process; protein polyubiquitination; positive regulation of proteasomal ubiquitin-dependent protein catabolic process. Gene Ontology annotation, molecular function: metal ion binding; ubiquitin conjugating enzyme binding; ubiquitin protein ligase activity. NCBI's taxonomy places the organism in Eukaryota, Metazoa, Chordata, Mammalia, Carnivora, Felidae.